AUUUGGUUGUGAGCUCCACAUUAAAGCGAACUUUGAAGGUUAUGUUUUAUUUCGUAAUGAUGACGAUUGAUAAUAAUUGAUAAGAAACGUUUUUAAAGAAGUUGUUGUUGAAAUUGUGAUUUAUAAAAUAAUUCGCCUUUAGAAGUUUGGAAAUUAAUUAAAAAUGGGUUCCAAUAAACGCCAUAAAUCUGACAAGUGUCGUGAACAGAAGAAAAAAAGACACAGAAGUCGUUCUCGUUCAAUUUCUGUUGAACGAAUUGAACGCGUUGAACGUGAUAAAGAAAGACACAGGCAUCACAAAAAGCACAAGAAAAAAGAACGCAAGGAUUAUGACAGUGACAUCGAAAUUGUCAGUGCACCUCCACCACCGAAAAUAUCAAAGGCGCAUUUGUCAACACCACCGCCGCCCGAUAUAUCAAAGGAAAAGAGUCUUUCUCCAAAAAGUGGUGGUUCACAACUUUCUCUGUCUAUUGAGGAAACAAAUAAAUUGAGAGCUAAACUUGGUUUGGCUCCUUUGGAUGUUCAAGAGCAAUCAAAGUCCGAUCUUAAUGUAUUCAAAGAUGAUUUGGGAGAAUUCCAUCACAAACCCGCUCCCAAUAAGAAAGAUGAAGCCAGAGCUAAGAAAAUUAAAGAGAAACUGAAUACUUGGCGUGAAAAAAGGAAAAUUGAAACUAAAUUAUCAAAAGUUAAAGGACUUGGAGAAAGUGAUUCAGAAGAUGAUGCUAGAACUUGGAUUGAGAAAAACAGAAAAUUACAAAUGGAAAAGAAAAAAGCUGACGAGAGGGCAAAAAUGUUGGAUCAAUUAGAUGAGGAGUUUGGCAUUGGGAAUUUAGUGAAAGAGGAGGUUCAAAACGAAAGACACAAGGCUUACACUACAAAGGACUUGAGAGGUUUGAGAGUCGAACAUGACGUUGAAACUUUUCAAGAGGGCAAAACAACUAUUUUAACUUUAAAAGAUCAAGGUGUUCUUGACGAAAACGACGAUGUACUUGUGAAUGUAAACAUGUUGGAUGAAGAACGUUACAAACGAAGUAAUUUGAAUAAAAAGAAAAAGCCCGGAUACGAUGCUUAUGAGGAAAAUGAACUGGAUGAGUUUGGCAUGCCCAUCAAGGCAGUUUUAGAAAAGUAUGAUGAAGAAAUUGAUGGACAGAAAAAAGAAAGUUUUGCCCUAGGUUCUAAUAAUUUUAAAGAAAUGAAAGAACGACAAGUUGAAUUGGUUAAGCAGCGAUUAGCAAACAAGAGGUUAGAGUCACUAAAACUUAUUGAACCAAAACUUGCCAGUGAAUAUUAUAAUGAAGAGGAAAUGGCCAAGUUUAAGAAACCGAAGAAGAAGAUUCGUAAAAUUAGAUCUAAAAAGAUGCUGAAAGCCACUGAUCUUGUACCCGAUUCAAAUGAUUAUUUGAAAGAUCUGGGAAGUCGUCGAAAUCGGAAAAUUGAAAGCAAGCCAAAAGAAGAAAAUUUGAUGGAUGUUGACGAUUAUGAAGCGCCACCAGAAAACGUAUCCGGAAUAAAAAUCGAAGAAGAGGACAAGGAGUUUGAUAUGAAGCUUGCUAGGAAAAAAGCGAAACGUUCAAAAACGUUACAAACAGAUAGCAUUGAAGAGGUUGUUUCACACAUAAAACCAGAUCCUGAAAAAGAAAGUAGUCAAAUUGGGAAUAUCGUUUUGAAUUCAACAGCUGAAUUUUGCAGAACACUUGGCGAUAUUCCAACUUAUGGUCUUUCUGGAAACAGAGAGGAAAAUGUUCAGGAUUUAAUGGAGUUUCAAAAAGAAGAAAUCGAAGAUGACAAUAUGGGCGAAAAUGAUGAUUCAGGACGUGGAGCUUGGAACAGUGUUGAAACUGAAGAAUCAGUUAUUGAAACUGCAGCAUUGGAGGCUCCAAUUUUGGACGUAGAACCUUCUCUAGGCCAAGGCGUUGGGGGAGCUUUGACUUUAGCGAUCAGUAAAGGUUACUUGCAAAAAGAAGAUUCAAACCGUCCAUCAGCUUCUCGAUUUGCACAUCUGCAAGCUCAAAACUAUUCUAUUGAGGAUAAAACUUAUGGAGAUGAUGAUAAAUUUGGAAGGAGAGAUCGAUUCAAUGGUCCGACAUCUGAUUUUAAGGAUAAGGAUUGCUUUAAACCAAAUGUCAAAUUGGAAUAUAUCGAUGAUGACGGUCAUGUUUUAAGUGCUAAAGAAGCCUUUAGAUAUCUUUCACACAAAUUCCACGGAAAGGGUCCCGGAAAGAAUAAGGUGGAGAAGAGAAUGAAAAAAUCAGAACAAGAAGUGCUUAUGAAGCGAAUGUCUUCAACGGAUACGCCGUUGGGAACUUUGAAUUUACUUCAAGCUAAACAGAAAGAAACGCAGUCGCCGUAUAUUCAUUUAAGUGGAAGCAAACAGUCACAGACAGCCAGUAUAUCCAAGUCCAAACACUGAUGGAACUUCAUUUACUUCUAAUUGUAAAAUUUCCAAAAUUGUACUUUCAUUUUUCUAUUGAAAAUGAAACUAGAAUGUAAAAGUAAUUACAUUUUUUGUUAAAUUUCUGAAAUUGAGAUAAAUUACAUCUAAGAAAACACUUUCAAUUAUUUAAGUUGAAAAGUAUUAACUUUGUCAGAAAAUAAAAUUUUAUUUGUCAAUAAUAAA
This is a messenger RNA of Leptopilina heterotoma, 2617 nucleotides long. RefSeq names its product U4/U6.U5 tri-snRNP-associated protein 1. Gene Ontology annotation, cellular component: U4/U6 x U5 tri-snRNP complex. The transcript is spliced from 11 exons. Bases 164 to 2410 code for a protein of 748 amino acids. Gene Ontology annotation, biological process: maturation of 5S rRNA; mRNA cis splicing, via spliceosome. Lineage: Eukaryota; Metazoa; Arthropoda; Insecta; Hymenoptera; Figitidae. The record is from RefSeq and is a predicted model, not a curated record.